AUGGCGACCGAGUUGAUUGCUUUGGGCCACUCUUGGCUCUCCAUUUCUGCUAGUGUCAUUACUCCUUCGGAUAGCACCCUGCGGACCAGAAGUCCUUCAUCAAGUGACUGUGGAUUUUGGCUUAACUCUGUGACAUUCUUGAGCCAUGUAGUGUCUAGCGAAGGUAUCAAAGUUGACCCUCAUAAAAUUUCAGCAGUCAAGGACUGGCCAAGGCCCACAAGUGCAACUGAUAUUCUUAGCUUUUUGGGUUUGGCAAGUUACUAUAGGAAGUUUGUGAAAGGUUUCUCAUCUGUAGCUGCACCACUGACAAAAUUGACUCAGAAGACUGCUAAGUUCCAAUAG
This is a messenger RNA of Lycium barbarum (goji berry), 342 nucleotides long. RefSeq lists its product as uncharacterized. The transcript is spliced from 2 exons. Lineage: Eukaryota; Viridiplantae; Streptophyta; Magnoliopsida; Solanales; Solanaceae. Bases 1 to 342 code for a protein of 113 amino acids. The record is from RefSeq and is a predicted model, not a curated record.